CGUGGAAACUGGAAAUUGAGAAGGAGAAGAGCUUAGCGAGCGCAUCGCAGGGGUUUUCGUUAUCCAUUGUAUCUCUCGCUCUGCAUCUUUCGUUGGUUCUCCUUUUUGGGGUUUUAUCUCUUCUCGAAUUAGGGUUUUUGGGCGACCAAUCGUUUUGUGCAAGGUCGAAGCCAUGGUUUCUGAUUCAAUCAUCAACGGUCAGGCUGCUGUGUCGUCAAAGGAUUUCGCGAAGAAAAAGAGGGCAAACAGAACUGCCAAAUUGAAGCAAUGCAAGCUUGAUGCCAGACGCGAGCAAUGGCUUUCUCAAGUCAAGAACAAGGGAUCGAAAGAGGAAUCGAAUGGUGCAGGUGGAUCUCCUCAAUCUCCUUUACCUGUGAGCGAUGAGCGGAAAUCGUCCCUGGACAAUUUAGACACGAGGUCAAGAGGAGAGGAAUCUAGCCUUCAUGACAGCGACUUCGAUUCCAUGGCCAAUAGUCCGACUAGUAACGUAUUGGGGGGUAAUGACUUGGGGAAGGAUCGCCCUGGGACUAGUAGCAGCAGUAGCAGCAGCAGCAUCAGCAGCGGAUGUUGCUCUGGCAACGUCAGCGAGGAGGACGAUGAUGGUUGCUUGGAUGACUGGGAAGCUGUUGCCGAUGCCUUAACGGCAAACGAGAAACAGCAACACCCGACCACUGAAACUCCAGCUCAACCUGAAAUCCCAAUUGCAUCAGCCGUUCCUCCUGAAUCGACCAAUGAAACCUCUGAAGCGGGCACUUUGAAACCGGAAUCCAAGGGAACCGUCCCCAGGUCCGCGCCCAACGGUCGUGCAUGGAGGCCUGAUGAUGUCUUCCGUCCGCAGAGUCUGCCUAAUCUCUCAAAGCAGCAUAGUUUUCCAACCAACGCGGAGAGGCGUUGCGGUCGUGGAACCAUUAACUGGGCCUGCCACAGUUUUAAUUCACAGCCUUCUUCGUGCCCUAUCUGCUACGAAGAUCUUGAUGUCACGGACUCUAGUUUUCUACCAUGCUCAUGUGGAUUUCGUCUCUGUUUGUUUUGCCACAAGAGGAUUCUUGAGGCUGAUGGGCGUUGUCCUGGCUGCAGGAAGCAAUACGAUGUAGACUGGGAGAUGGGUGUGAAUGGAGGAAUCUGUUGGGACAGAUAUGGUUAUGGGAGCAUUGGAGCAAUCCCAAAAUGAUGGUUGUAUUUUCUGUUCUGUUUUUUUCUUUUCCUGCAUUAGGAAUAGUAUGUAUUUAGAUUUAAUCUGUUCCCUAUUGUUUCUAAUCCAUAUGUUAACAGAAUUGGUUUAUAGAUUUGAUGCAAUAUGUUGUUGUUGCUGCUCUUUUGUAUACAGUUUUUCAUUAUGUCCGUAGAAAUUGGUUCCACUUUUGUUGUGAUAAUUAAUACUUCCAUAGUAUGCUGAUGCAUUGGUGGCAAAUGGCUUAUGACGUUGUAUGACUAUGUGUUUUAUGUGCACUUCAUUUUUGUUAUAGUAUUUUUCUCCUAUUCUUUUGAUGGUAGAUGUGAUAAAAGAAGCCAAUGCGUUAUUGCUUGUAUCAUAUCAGGGUUUCACAAACAACUGAGCUAAGGCCAAGAAGUACUUCAAGUUCCACUUUGGUUACUGUAAUACUACUCUCCAAGGGUUAUGAGGUUUGGAGUUGAGCUACCGAAGUUGCUUUCUAGCUCUUGCAGAGGAUAUCCCUUGGUAAUUUUGUAAAAGUUUCAGUCAUCACAAGCCACAACCAUGAUAGGGGG
Messenger RNA from Nelumbo nucifera (sacred lotus), 1728 nucleotides. Its product is annotated as RING/U-box superfamily protein. Gene Ontology annotation, cellular component: CCR4-NOT complex. Gene Ontology annotation, molecular function: ubiquitin-protein transferase activity. Lineage: Eukaryota; Viridiplantae; Streptophyta; Magnoliopsida; Proteales; Nelumbonaceae. The record is from RefSeq and is a predicted model, not a curated record. Gene Ontology annotation, biological process: protein ubiquitination.